Papaver somniferum (opium poppy) is the source of this 618-nucleotide messenger RNA. RefSeq names its product protein ALP1-like. Bases 1 to 618 code for a protein of 205 amino acids. The record is from RefSeq and is a predicted model, not a curated record. Lineage: Eukaryota; Viridiplantae; Streptophyta; Magnoliopsida; Ranunculales; Papaveraceae. The transcript has a single exon.
AUGGCGGGGGAGUACUUGCGCAACCCAAACCAAGAUGAUAUUAAUCGCAUUUUAGCUGAGAAUGAAACAAGGGGUUUUUCAGGUAUGCUUGGGAGUGUGGAUUGCAUGCAUUGGCCUUGGAAGAAUUGUCCUUCGUCUUGGGCGGGAUAUUAUGCAUCUUAUAAAGGUGAACCGACGAUAGUUUUGGAGGGGGUUGCUACUUAUGAUUUGUGGUUUUUGCAUGCAUAUUUUGGGAGUCCCGGAUCAAAUAAUGAUCUUAAUGUACUUAACACAUUUCCAUUGUUCGAUGGUAUCUUCGAUGAAAAUGCUCCAAAAGUUGAUUUUCAAGUAGGUGGUGGAAGAUUUGAUAUGGGUUACUACUUGUCCGAUGUGAUAUAUCCUAAGUUAUCCACUAUUAUGCAAGCUUACAAGAAACCAACAAACCCGAGACAAAGAUGUUUUACCAAGAUGCAAGAAGGGGCUCGGAAAGAUGUUGAACGUGCAUUUGGUGUUCUACAAGCAAAAUGGCAUAUAGUGAGAGGUCCGGUUGAAUAUUGGGAUGAAGAAGACUUAAAAUUCAUAAUGUUGGCUUGUGUGAUAUUGCAUAACAUGAUAAUUGAACAUGAGAGGCGAGAUUAG